Molecule: messenger RNA, 2955 nt
Organism: Polypterus senegalus (gray bichir)
Lineage: Eukaryota; Metazoa; Chordata; Cladistia; Polypteriformes; Polypteridae
Gene: arl5a
Product: ADP-ribosylation factor-like 5A
Exons: 6
Coding region: 697-1236 (179 amino acids)
Biological process (GO): protein localization to Golgi membrane; vesicle-mediated transport; intracellular protein transport
Cellular component (GO): cytoplasm; trans-Golgi network
Molecular function (GO): GTPase activity; GTP binding
Source: RefSeq, a predicted model, not a curated record
UAUUUGUAGUAUUCUCAAUGGAUUCGAAGUGCAAUUCCAUUUUAAGCAGUUUAACAGUUCGAGUGGAUUUGACAAACCAGCCGACCGCUUACCGCAAGCACGCGACUCAGUGACUCACGCACGCGCCUUCCCCCCCACGAGUCCCCGUGACUACGUUUCCGGCCGCGGAAUCGACGUCAUAUCCGCACACGCUGUCUUUCGGGGGCGUGCGCGUCCUUUUCCAGCCUGUCCCACUCGCUCCCUCGCCGUAGCGCGCGCGCGGUUUUGCGCAGGCGCAUUGCUCGCUCCCACUCCGCUGUGUUGUGCCGUGCCCGCAGCUGUUCGGCUACUUGGACUGCGAGGGCAGCGACGACGCGGUGUUUUUUUUUUUCGGGGGGUCUUUUCUUUCAGUAUCAGUGUGGACUGUUUCCCCGCCCCCUUACGUGUUUGUUUUUUUUUGUUUUUCAUUUUACGCCUCUUCUCCUUUUCUGUUUGCUGAUGUGAAAUGCUGCUUAAACAGCUGCAUUGUGGCGCCCGGUCGGUGAUGUAAUUCCGCAGCGCCGUUUGCCUUCCCGUCCAGGAGUCCCAGUGCGAGGGGGCCAGGUGGUCGUCAUCCGCAGCCAGGUACCGAUCACCUUGACAGGGGCAGUGACGGCUGUGCGGGAUUGCUGACGGAGGCCGCGUCUGCAGCUGCAGGCCCCUCUGCCUCCAUUAGAUAUGGGAAUCCUGUUCACGAAGCUCUGGAGGCUGUUCAACCAUCAAGAGCACAAAGUUAUCGUCGUGGGUCUGGAUAAUGCUGGGAAAACCACAAUUCUGUAUCAGUUUUCCAUGAAUGAAGUUGUGCACACGUCCCCCACAAUCGGCAGCAAUGUAGAAGAAAUCGUCGUUAACAAUACGCAUUUCCUCAUGUGGGACAUUGGCGGGCAGGAGUCCCUGCGAUCGUCUUGGAAUACGUACUACACGAACACGGAGUUUGUAAUCAUCGUCGUGGACAGUACGGACCGAGAGAGGAUUUCAGUGACCAGAGAAGAAUUGUAUAAAAUGCUGGCACAUGAGGACCUGAAGAAAGCGGGACUGCUAAUCUUUGCAAACAAGCAAGAUGUCAAAGGGUGCAUGUCAGUAGCUGAGAUCUCCCAGUACUUGAAGCUGACCUCCAUUAAAGACCACCAGUGGCACAUACAGGCCUGCUGCGCCCUAACUGGCGAGGGGCUUUGCCAAGGACUCGAGUGGAUGAUGUCACGACUUCGCCUUAGAUGACCCCUGCUGACCCUUUGGACUGAGUUUUGUUUUUUUGUUUUUCAUUUUUUUCUUUGAUUUUUUUCAUUUUUAAUAACGAGCUCUCUGGCUUGUGCGUCUGAACGCUCGUCUGAGCCCCGCUGGACUCGGUGAUUAUUUAUUGAAUCGGCCACGACUCUCGCACACUGGCGGCUCAGGGUGGGCCGAUAGUAUUUGGGGGCACUGAAGAGGGUGUGGCGUCGACCCCGGUGACCUGUUGACAGUAUUUAGCGGUGACAUUGCCGUUGUAGUAAAACCGAAGCGACGCCCGCCAGGGGGGCCCGUUGAUGGUGGACAUUUGGGUUUGGAUUUAAACAGAUGAACUCCUUAAUAGUCAGGGGUCCACGUCGGCUUCACGGAGUGCCAGUCCUUCGUGUUAACCAGAAGGGAAGCCAUUGGAUUUGCAAGUGUGGCGGCGCCCGGACACGAGUUACCCGUGAAAUGUUCCAUCGAUUCCGCUGGUGUGCCGUGGUGUUCCACUGUUUGAAAACUCCAAGGAAGGCGUCUCUCAUCUUCUGCAGAAUUGCGUACAAAUGAACUGCUGCCCCCCAGCCAUGGCAGUGCACGAGGUGCCGACUACGCUUGGUCAUCUGAGGAAGCUUUAGGGCGCCCUCCAGAGGUGUAAGCCGAGGUGAAUCAUGGUUGCUCUUUUCUCUGGUCCUCUGUGGGGUCCUCAGCAUGGACGCUGGGCCGCUGUCCCCUUAACGAUGAAUGACAGGGAGGAACGGGAGAGUCGCCAGAGUGGCUUUCAUUUCCAACAGAUGGCGGCACCCGCUUUUGGUUUUAGUUCUGCACACUUUCUGUCUGUGAAUGUCAGAGACCACGACGACGAGACGCGGCCCGGUGCCGGUUUGAUCACAAGAUGGUGGUCCCUCAUGCGGUUAGUUACUGUCACUGAAGCUCUGGUGUGGGGUGUGGGGUCUGGCGCGUCCCCUCUCAUGCCGAGCCGUUCUGCGUGGGCUCCUCUGUCCUCCACAAGAGAAUCAUGUAAGCUGUUUGUCCAGUAAAGACCCUGCUGAAGCCCCCCUUCUUUACACAGAAGAAAGAUUUGAUCGGCGCAGCCUGUGCUUUGCUUCUCCUUUCUUUUUUUUUUUUUGGUUUGUCCCUUUGAGUGACGAUGACAGUUGUGACAGGCACCACUUAUGACGUGUGACGCUCUUCUUUUACAUUUUUUUUUUUUUUUUGGGUGGGGUCUCCACGUCACUUCAUGGAGUCUUCUGUUUUUAGCUGUUUGACGCCCGAGCACCAGCCAUUUCUACGAGCCUGUUGAGAGUGGGCGUGGGUGGGCAAGUCGGACACUAAGCUGGUGGGUUUCCUGGCUGAAGACCAUGGAGCGAGUCCUCCGUCCUCAGUCGCUUUGUGGGCCUGCUGCUAAACAUUUUGACAUUUUCCAGACUCCCAAAUGAAUCUCCUUCUGUUACAAGCCAAGUCGGGGGGGAUUGGGGGGCACUGCAGGUUUGUCUGUGCUGGCAACGACCUCGGAGGGUCACCCGUCCCAGCCCAGCAGUAUUGGUGGCUGAUCAUGUCGGCGGGCGGGGGUCCCAAACUGUCCCAGGACGUCUCUCUUGUAAAUAUCCCGGAAUUCUCAAAGACAGACGCGUCCUUUUUUUCUUUUUGAGACUCGGCUCGAGCCCACUUUCGGUUGCGUGUUUUUGCCCACGACGUGCAUUGACACGAAGCGACAGUAUUAGACACGGGGUA